AUGGACACACCAGGCGCCGCCUCCCGACAACUGACCGCCGAGGACUCCAGGAUGUCCCACGAAUCGUCCCUCUCGAGCGUUUCCACCACCAGCCUCGUCUUCGACCGACUCCACGAGCAGAAUGAGAAGAGCUACCACUCUUCGUCCCAGAGGCGCCGCGCCCCCUCUGUUUCGCGCGGCGGCUACGCCGACCUUCCCGACGACGACGAUGACGAGAAUGACUACAAGGAGGCCGACACAAACGACCUCGAGACGGGGCCGUUCCUGACGUCGACCGGCAUGAUGCGCCGCGUGGGCAUGGAUCGUGGCCUGAAGAAAGGGCUGUUGAUACUCGGCGCUGCCUUCCUCUUCGCCUGGGGCGCCGCGCUCUUCGUCUUUCUAUCCAACAAGUCAUACAGGCAUGGCAGCACCGUCGACCACGACCCUUCUGCGACAUCGCGCGGGUCCGGAAAGCCCGUGACCUUGGACCAGGUCAUGUCCGGCUUCUGGUACGCAAAAUCUCACUCGAUCAGCUGGAUCGAGGGACCCAACGGAGAGGACGGCUUGCUGCUCGAGCAGGGUGCUCGGGGCAAGGACUACCUCCUCGUGGAGGACGUCAGGUUAGGCAAGAAUGAACGCCAGGUCUCGACGAAUGUCGUCCAGAGCCGCACGUUGAUGAAGAACCCGUGGAUCAACGUCAAUGGCCGGCAAUUGACGCCGUCCGGCGUCUGGCCGAGCAAGAACAUGAAGAAGGUGCUCGUCUCGACUGACCGCCAGCACAACUGGCGUCACUCGUUUACCGCGCUGUACUGGAUCUUUGACGUGGAGACCCAGACAGCCGAGGCUCUUGAUCCCGAGCGCCCCGAUGGCCGCGUGCAGCUUGCGACUUGGAGCCCCCAAAGCAACGCCAUUGUCUUCACCAGAGACAACAACCUCUUCUUGCGAAAACUGGAUGGCGACAAAAAGGUGACGCAGAUCACCACGGACGGUGGACCCGAGUAUUUCUAUGGUAUUCCCGACUGGGUCUACGAGGAGGAGGUUUUUGCCGGUAACAGCGCCACUUGGUAUUCCGAGGACGGCAAGUACGUUGCUUUCCUACGGACCAACGAGACGGGCGUCCCGGAGUACCCCCUCCAGUACUUCGUGUCGAGGCCCUCGGGCAAGCAGAAGCCUCCCGGUGAAGAGACGUACCCAGAUGAGAAGCGCAUCAAGUACCCUCGUGCUGGUAGCCACAACCCCGUCGUAGACCUUCUCUUCUACGAUGUCGAGCGCGGCGAUGUCUUCUCAGUCGAUAUCGACGGUGGCUUCGCGGAUGACGAUCGACUCAUCAACAUGGUCCUCUGGGCCAACGACAAGGUCCUGAUCAAGGAGACCAACCGCGUGAGUGACAUCAUGCGGGUGGUGCUCGUAGAUGUUGUUGCUCGUACUGGCAAGACAGUCAACACCGUUGACGUGGGCAAACUCGACGGUGGCUGGUUCGAGAUCUCCCAUGAGACCCAGUUCAUUCCCGCGGACCCUGCCAAUGGACGACCAGAGGACGGCUACGUCGACACCGUGGUCCACGACAACGGUGACCACAUUGCGUAUUUCUCGCCAAUGGACAACCCCGAGCCGGUCUAUCUCACUGGUGGCAACUGGGAGGUCGAAGGCGGAGCCUCCGCAGUCGAUUUGAAGAACAACUUGGUGUACUUUGUCUCAACCAAGGAGUCCUCCAUCCAGCGCCACGUUUACAGCGUCCACCUCAACGGGUCUGACCUCAAGCCGUUCACGGACACCAAGUUCGAGAGCUACUACGACAUCUCCUUCUCCAGCGGCGCGGGCUUCAGUCUCCUGACGUACCAGGGCCCCAAGAUCCCUUGGCAAAAGGUCGUCAGCACGCCCAGCAACCCCAUCAGCUACGAGCACGUUGUCGAGCAGAACGAAGAGCUUGCCGAGAACGCCAAGAAGUACGAGCUCCCCAUCCUCAAGUACGGCACCAUCAAGGUCGACGAUGUCGAGCUCAACUACCUCGAGCGCCGUCCUCCCCACUUCAACGAGAAGAAGAAGUAUCCCGUGCUGUUCCAGCAGUACUCCGGCCCCGGUUCCCAGAGCGUCCACAAGAAGUUCUCCGUCGACUUCCAGUCCUACGUCGCCUCGGCGCUGGGCUACGUCGUCGUUACCGUUGACGGCCGCGGCACGGGCUUCAUCGGCCGCAAGAACCGCGUACUUGUCCGCGAGAAGCUCGGCCACUGGGAGGCCCACGACCAGAUCGCCGCCGCCAAGGCCUGGGCCGCGAAGAAGUACGUCGACUCUUCGCGCAUCGCCAUCUGGGGCUGGAGCUACGGCGGCUUCAACACCCUGAAGACGCUCGAGAUGGAUGCCGGCCAGACGUUCAGCUACGGCAUGGCCGUCGCCCCCGUCACGGACUGGCGCUUCUACGACUCCAUCUACACGGAGCGCUACAUGCGCACGCCCCAGCUCAACCCGUCCGGCUACGACCAGACGGCCAUCUCCAACGUCACCGCCCUCGCCGGCAACGUCCGUUGGCUCAUGAUGCACGGCGUCGCAGACGAUAACGUGCACUACCAGAGCACCCUCACCCUUCUCGACAAGCUCAACCUCGAGGGCAUCGAGAACUACGACGUCCACGUCUUCCCCGACAGCGACCACGGCAUCUACUUUCACGGCGCCAACAAGAUUGUUUACGACAAACUUAGCAACUGGCUCAUCAACGCCUUCAACGGGGAGUGGCUCAAGAUCACCGACGCGAAGCCCAUCGUCGAGCCCAAGGAGAAGGAGAAGAGGGUGGUACCCGCCGAUGUAUUAUCUUUGUAA
Messenger RNA from Colletotrichum spaethianum, 2793 nucleotides. RefSeq names its product putative DNA glycosylase. Lineage: Eukaryota; Fungi; Ascomycota; Sordariomycetes; Glomerellales; Glomerellaceae. The record is from RefSeq and is a predicted model, not a curated record. The transcript has 2 exons. Gene Ontology annotation, molecular function: dipeptidyl-peptidase activity; serine-type peptidase activity. The coding region runs from base 1 to 2793 and encodes 930 amino acids. Gene Ontology annotation, biological process: proteolysis.